CACGACAAAGAGAGAGUCGCGACAACGAGCUUGAUGGUGAGGAGAUCUUGGAGUAGAUCUUGCUUGUCGAUUCGAUCUAGAUGAUGCGGCCCCCUUUCCACCACUAAUGAUUCACUGUCUCCCGCGCCUCCUCUAGACCCUAGACCCUGAUCUGAUCAUCAUCAUCCCGCCACUCCCCUCGCCGUCUCCAGGCUUCGAACAAGCCUUCACCCACAGACACCAUGGCUGCCACGGCCGUCGAUAACGCCGGAAGGUUUGACAUGCCUUCGUGGGCCAACUGGACUGCCGUCAACGUCACGCAGUAUGUCCCGUCGGCCAGAGAUCUGGCGCUCGCGGGACCGAGGAUGUUCAUGAAGCUCGGAUCGUUCCUCUCAGUCCCAGAAGCUAUCGGUGCGAGGAUGGGCCAACGGACUAUACCUGAAGCUACGGGGUCUGUUCAUGCUGCGACGACUGCUGCAGUUGCUGCAGGAGCGGUACGAGAAAUCGCACAGUCUGGGACGGAGAUACUGGUGGAUGUGGACGACCAGGGCGGUGGCAUCGCCUCGCGAUUCUCAAUAGAGGGCGCACGAAGCCUAGGAAGCGUCUUCAGCUACGCAACCAGCAAGUGGGCUUUGUGCUGCAUGGUAAUGGCUGUUGUCAUCAACCGCACAUACAUCUAUGCCUCAACGCGGCGGAACCUGUAUCUUCCCUGGAAAGUACGCCUGACAUUACGCAUCGUCCCAAUCGUCCUCCUUUUGGUCCAGGCUCGGUCUCUUCUUCAGUCAAUACAAUGCCAGACGUCCCCAGACUUUGCCAUGCUCCGCUGGGGCAAUGCAUCCAAAUCCUCGGAGUUGAUGUUUACACAAAAUGGGGGUCUGCUACACACCAUUAGCUCUACGCUUACGUUUGGAGCAACAGAUGCCGAGUCAUGUCUUGCCGUGCAGAUGAUUCCCCCUCCUUAUGACGAGGACAUCGCUAAAGCAUCGCCAACUGGGGAAAUGCCCACACCGGAAUUGACAGGAUCAUUAUCCCUCCUCUGGCCUCUUUUCAAGACCUUUAGUUUCAGUCAGCUGGUUGAGACUAUUUCUUGUGCCGUUCAGGGCCGCCAAGUAGCAGCCGAGACUGGAAUGACUCUUUUCGAACACUCUUUAGCCUUUGCUGAGGCCGAUGGCGCCAUAGGCCAGCAGCUGGGAUGGGGCUCUUUCGGAGGCACAAAGAUCGCCCGUAGUGUGUCGAAUACUACCGGUGAGGAAACCCAGAUUGCUAUCACGCGGUCAAUGAUUAUGAAGAGGGUCAAUACCACUCCCGAAGUGCUUCUUGUUGGUUUUUUCUCGGCGAUGAAUCAUCUCACAAGUCACAUACUUGCAAUUUUCAAUCUACAGGGACGUUUACGCCUCAUCAAUACUGGCUUAUGGGGCCUAUCUUUCAUGUCCAUCAUUGUAUGGAGUAUCUGGACCUUCUCGGUUGAGGACGCUUCCAAUCAAAGCUUGCUUAGAUUUCCCACUGUCUGUAUCGUCGGUUUUAUUCCCCACGUGCUGGUUUUAUGUGGAAUCAUUGCCUGCUCGGCCAUUUAUGGUACAGCUUUGGUCUUGUCCGCUCUAGCACCCCCGGAUCCUCGUGAGGGAACGUCCGACCUUGACGAUAAUCUGCAAUCGCGUGCCUCAUUCGUGCGGAGGCUGAAACGAGCACAUCAAAAUAUGCAGGCCAAUGUCCCGCUCUCAAGUGUUCGAAUCACCAUGCACAUGGACUUCUAUACGGCCUUGUUGAGAACCGGUUUCAGUGUAAUGACUAUGGCGAGUGAAGCUGUGUAUUUGAACGAAAGCCGUGGAGUCAGCGUGAAGCAACGGACAUGGUUGGAAGAGGAACGCCUGCGAGAAAUCGAAACUGCCGGGGCUCAAUGGCUAGGUCCCAGUUUCCGAGCUUACGAUCUUCAUUCGCCUUCCGGCGAUGGUUUGUCUGACAACAUUGGACUCGUAGCUGCGAAAGGACAGCCGAAUGGUCUUCUUAAGCAUUCGUCAAGUGGAUACGCCAGGGAGAUGACGGCACAGAAAGUGACCAAGCUGAAAGGCCACGACCGCAUGAUUCGGGAUGGAAGUCGUCCACCUCUGCUUCUUUGGUUGGUGAGAAGACCGAAGAAGGGUCCAGAAGCCACAGCUCAGGAUAGCAACGACGCUGACUCGUUAAAUUUCUGGCUUCUUGGUACUGACGGAGAGUUGACACUACCGAAGGAUGAACACGUUGACGUCGAGGCUGAGAUGAGGAAUCGGAUGCAGAGCAGUCAGCCUCACUGGGAUGACACGGAAGAGAAAAAGCUGGAUGCCAAUUUAUAUGGUUGGUGGCUGAAUGGUGGAUGGUGGGGAAGUGAUGAUGCUAGUGGGACCUUUACACCAAAUCGAAAGGACGUUGAUGAGGACACCACAAGUAUCGUAUCAUUUUCUACGACGGCUAGCGAAGCGGAUUGGGAGUCGGAUGAUGCAGACGAUGGACGAAGAACGCCCACCCAAAGAUCUCCUCACCCAUCUCGGGAAUCAUCCCCUUUCAUCGAUAACCCGCUAGAUCCGGCAGACCUGGCACAACUUCUGCAUCCGAGGACACCAGAGCAACGAACCGAAGCCCAAGUUCUUGCUGCCCAUCUCGCGAGCGACAAUAUCAUCACCCGCUCUAGAUUCCGUGAUGUUAUUCAACGAGAUCGAACUAAGGUCCUGACCUCCACUUCCCUGCGUCCACCAGGUUUUGUUCCUUCCUCGCAAUCCGGCAAACUCACCCCAGAAGAGGAAGCCGAGAUUCUAGAAUACCUGAUCAUCACUCGACGCAAUUCCCAGAACGCCACAUCAUCCAACCAGCCAACAUCCUGGGCAAAGGGUGCAUCUGGAAUGGGAGAAGGUGGACCUCAGUGCGUAGUUUGUCAGAGCUCUCCUCGCAGCAUCAUCGUCUGGCCUUGUCGAUGCUUGAGUCUGUGUGACGAUUGCCGAGUCACGCUUGCUAUGAACAACUUUGAUAAAUGCGUCUGCUGCAGAAGAGACGUCGCCUCAUUUUCGAGGAUUUUUGUGCCAUAAGCCGGCGCGAUAUGACUAUACUAUCAAGGCAUUUUUCAUUUCAGGCAAUGGAUAGCGAAUUGUCAUUUGAGCAAGGGUCAUCGUAAUUGGAGUUUGGCAGCAUAAACAAGGUCUUUCCACGGGUAGCGAUUGUAACAUGGAUUUCAUCCAUUUAUUGGUGUACUGGUAGCUUUCUAGGGCUGUACGAUUUAGAUUCCCUCUGCCUCACACUAAGACGUAGGCAAAUCUUAUACUUCUUCCAAUACC
Amorphotheca resinae ATCC 22711 is the source of this 3281-nucleotide messenger RNA. RefSeq lists its product as hypothetical. The transcript is spliced from 2 exons. NCBI's taxonomy places the organism in Eukaryota, Fungi, Ascomycota, Leotiomycetes, Helotiales, Amorphothecaceae. The record is from RefSeq and is a predicted model, not a curated record. Gene Ontology annotation, biological process: protein ubiquitination; ubiquitin-dependent protein catabolic process. Gene Ontology annotation, molecular function: ubiquitin protein ligase activity. The coding region runs from base 222 to 3035 and encodes 937 amino acids.